GACCAGGCCAAAGCAGGGCCAAACACCAAGUCCUGUAGCUCCGUAUCUGCUGUCUGAGCUCCAGUCCCACCCUCCAGGUCUGCUGCCUACAGCACACAAUGAUUCUCCUGGGCCAGCUCUACCGUGUGUCUGAAAUCCUCCUCUGUGGGCAUCCAAUGGUCCUGGCAUCUCCAACUUCCUGAGCACCCUACAUGACCUUGGCUGCUUUCUAGACCUUGGGACCAGUCUCAGCGCCUUGGGUCUGGCUGGGGUCACCUAAUCAAACAGUAAAUAAGAGAACUGACCAGUCUGUCAUCAAGUGGAAUGCAUGUGGCUGGUGUCUGCCUUUGACUCUGCAUGUGCAGAGUAGCUUAGAGACAGGUAGAAGCAGGUUUCCCCCCCCCCUUCGGGGUUAUCAUCCAUACAAUCACACGGGUGAGAGAACAUGGUGAUAUCUCAGUGGUCACAUGACCUCGGUCAUAUCAAGUAACCAUUAUCACAUUAGAGCCCAGAGGAGUUAUAAAUACACUGUCAUAGGGCUCCAAGUGGAGGACAAUGGAGUAAUGACAAUAGAAAUAGCCCACUCUCCACGAGGCCAUCUUCCCCUGCUGAAGAACCCAUUCUGAAAUCCGUCGCUCUGCAAUGGAGAGACGACCAGAGCCAGCUGGGAGAAAGCUGCAGAUCUUGCAGAAGAUGAGCCAAGAGCCACAGAUCAGAGCUGGGACUCCCGAGCUUGCGUUCCACGCUGCACUGCUGGCAGGAGACCUGGACCACAUCCGGCUCCUCAUGGACCAGUGCUUCUGGGAUGCCAACGCGGUGUUUGAGAUCAGUAACGGAGAGAUGGAAUGGCAGGUGACAUCCCUGGCCACCUUUGGGCUCUCAGGCCUUUGGACCCUGGAGUACCAGCGGGAGCUCACCACACCGCUGUGCAUCGCUGCGGCCCACGGCCACGAGUCCUGCGUGCGACACCUGCUCAGUCGCAAAGCUGAUCCCAAUGCCAGUCCCGGAGGUCGUGGUGCCCUACAUGAGGCCUGUCUCGGGAACCAUACCGCCUGCGCCCGACUGCUGCUGCAGCACGGAGCAGAUCCAGAUCUGCUCAACUCCGAGGGCCUGGCACCCCUGCACCUAUGCCGCACACCCGCCUCGCUUGGGUGCGCUCGGGAGCUGCUGGAGCACGGCGCGACAGUCCAGCUGGAGGGUGGCCCUGGCCGAGACACACCGCUGCACGUGGCGGCCCAGCGCGGCCUGGACGAGCACGCGCAACUCUACCUGGGCUUCGGCGCGCGAGUGGACGCGAGGAACGGCCGGGGCGAAACGGCCCUUAGCGCAGCAUGCGGAGCGGCGGCGCGGAGCCCCGACGAGCACGCGCGCUGCCUGCGCCUGUGCGCGCUCCUUCUGCGCGGCGGCGCGGCGGCAGACGCGCGUGACGAGGACGAGCGCAGCCCGCUGCACAAGGCCUGCGGCCACGCGCGCCCCGGCCUGUGCACGCUCCUGCUGCGGCACGGCGCCGACGCGGGCGCGCUCGACUAUGGUGGCGCGUCCCCGCUGGCGCGCGCGCUGCAGACGGCCACGUGCGCGCCCCCGACAGCGCCGCAGCGCACGGUCCAGGUGCUACUAAAUCACGGAUCCCGCUCCGUGUGGCCUGAUGCCUUCCCCAAGAAAGAUGAAAAUGAGUCUCUUGUCACAGCUGGCGUUUGAUCUGCAGUGAAGGCACUCAACCUGCUCAGCGCCUUGUUAAUGAGAGCACUCUACACCUUCACAAACCCCUCGCCCCUGCUGUGCAAUUCACCUGAGGUGCCCUAUUCUGGUCACCCCAGGGUUGAGACCUCCACCCCUUGCCCUGGCUGUGCCUUUGCAAACUCUGCUGGACUCACCUUGUCACUUUCUCCAUCUGUGAGGUCAUUAUUCAUAUAAAAGACUCAUGAAGGAAAAAGACAAACAAUGCAACCACAAUAAAAUCCCUAGGCAGACGUGGA
Messenger RNA from Mus musculus (house mouse), 1955 nucleotides. RefSeq names its product ankyrin repeat and SOCS box-containing 18 (gene Asb18). Gene Ontology annotation, biological process: intracellular signal transduction; protein ubiquitination. The coding region runs from base 622 to 1677 and encodes 351 amino acids. NCBI's taxonomy places the organism in Eukaryota, Metazoa, Chordata, Mammalia, Rodentia, Muridae. The record is from RefSeq and is a predicted model, not a curated record. The transcript has 4 exons.